AUGGCGCAGUCAUUUCGAUACACGAUCGACCCUCCGGGACACGAUCCACUGUUGAAACCCCCGCAAAGGAACAACCACACCCCAAGUCGAUCAAGAUCGACAACCUACCUGGCGCGUAGCCUGAAGAGUAUCCACGCUACGCCACCCCAACCAUCCCGCGUCCCGCCAAGACGAGACCAACCCAGGCCAAGCCUCUCAUCGAGUCCACCAGAGGAGUGUAGCAAGAUCACAUCGGCCUCAUCUAUUGGGGUCAAGCGAGGAACAAGUGAUGUCGCGUCCGUGGAGAGACCAGAUGGCCGCAAAGCAGCAAAGGCGGCUAACGCCAAAUCUAAGGGGAAUCAACGAAGCACUGCAGUCCAUUCGAUUGGGGGUGAAGAUCAUCUCAGUUACAACAAAGCGAAGAGCUGGAAACACCUGAGCGUGCGUUCAAUGCACCACACGUGGCAGGACUAA
Messenger RNA from Phytophthora nicotianae INRA-310, 453 nucleotides. RefSeq lists its product as hypothetical. The coding region runs from base 1 to 453 and encodes 150 amino acids. The record is from RefSeq and is a predicted model, not a curated record. NCBI's taxonomy places the organism in Eukaryota, Oomycota, Peronosporomycetes, Peronosporales, Peronosporaceae. The transcript is spliced from 2 exons.